This is a messenger RNA of Pneumocystis carinii B80, 303 nucleotides long. RefSeq lists its product as hypothetical. Lineage: Eukaryota; Fungi; Ascomycota; Pneumocystomycetes; Pneumocystales; Pneumocystaceae. The transcript is spliced from 3 exons. The record is from RefSeq and is a predicted model, not a curated record. The coding region runs from base 1 to 303 and encodes 100 amino acids.
AUGAAUAAAAAACGGAAUUUCAAUGAUUUAUUGAUAUGUAAUCGUCUGAAAAAGAAAUAUAAGGACAACCGCCCUUCACUUGAGGAAAUAUAUACUUCUACGUUAGCCAAAUUAUAUUCAGCUCAAAACACGCCUAAUAAUCAUUUAAUUAAAGAUAAAAAAUCCGAUAUUCAAUCAUUACAAUGUGAUGAUUGUGAUCAAGUUAUUAUUUUCGCAUCUGAUACCCUACCUAAUUUUGAUGAUUAUUCUUGUAUUUCCUGUCACCAUAUUGUCUGUGACAUAUGUAGAAUAUCAAAAAGAUAA